CGUCGAGGUAAGCUUAGCAAAAUCCUUCUUUUCCGCGGCUAAAAAAUGCUUGUAAAAGAAAAUUAAUAAAAAAAUUAUUAAAAAGUCCAAUUCCAUUAUAUAAAAGUAGGAUAAUCUUCGAAUCGUCUAAUCAUCGUCAUUUGAUAGCCACCUACCAAAAAUCAGAGAGCCAAGUUUUUUUUUGUUAUCGUUUUGGUUUCUCUGAAAAUUUCGCCGUCUUUUUUUGGGUGUUUGAAAGCUAGAGUUGGAUUGCUGAGAAUGGAGGGCGGAGAUCAUUUAGCCAGCGAAAGGAAGAAGGCAAACUUCGAUGUUGACGAGAUGAAGAUCGUCUGGGCCGGUUCUCGUCACGCUUUUGAGAUCUCCGAUCGGAUUGCUCGACUCGUCGCCAGCGAUCUGGCAUUUCGAAAGGAUAAUAGAACCAUGUUAAGUAGAAAAGAGUUGUUUAAAAACACACUGAGAAAAGCAGCUUAUGCCUGGAAACGGAUUAUAGAGCUUAGACUUACUGAAGAAGAGGCAUCAAAGUUGAGGUUUUAUGUGGAUGAACCUGCUUUCACAGAUCUUCACUGGGGAAUGUUUGUGCCUGCUAUUAAAGGACAAGGUACUGAAGAGCAGCAACAGAAAUGGCUACCCUUGGCUUAUAAGAUGCAGAUAAUCGGUUGCUAUGCACAAACUGAACUUGGACAUGGUUCCAAUGUUCAAGGGCUUGAAACCACUGCAACUUUUGACCCCCAGACGGACGAGUUCAUUAUUAAUAGCCCUACGCUGACUUCAAGCAAAUGGUGGCCCGGUGGAUUGGGUAAAGUUUCCACUCAUGCUGUUGUUUAUGCUCGCCUUAUUACUGAUGGUCAGGAUCAUGGAGUCCACGGUUUCAUCGUCCAGCUCCGGAGCUUGGAUGAUCACUUACCUCUUGAGGGCAUUACAAUUGGUGAUAUUGGAAUGAAAUUUGGUAAUGGAGCAUACAACACUAUGGACAAUGGGGUGUUAAGAUUUGAUAAUGUGCGCAUACCUAGGAAUCAAAUGUUAAUGAGGGUUUCUCGAGUUACAAGAGAAGGGAAAUAUGUGCAUUCCAAUGUUCCACGGCAGCUAGUUUAUGGAACCAUGGUAUUUGUGAGACAAACAAUUGUAUCUGAUGCUUCCUGUGCUCUGUCACGGGCAGUUUGCAUUGCCACAAGGUAUAGUGCUGUUCGUAGACAAUUUGGUUCACAGAAAGGAGGUGUUGAGACCCAGGUGAUUGAUUACAAAACUCAGCAGAGUAGGCUCUUCCCUUUGCUGGCUUCUGCCUAUGCUUUCAGAUUUGUUGGUGAGUGGUUAAAAUGGUUGUAUACGGAUGUGACCGAAAGAUUGCAAGCCAAUGAUUUCUCGACAUUGCCUGAGGCUCAUGCAUGCACUGCGGGUUUGAAGUCUUUAACUACUUCAGCAACCGCUGAUGCAAUUGAAGAAUGCCGGAAAUUAUGUGGUGGGCAUGGUUACUUAUGUAGCAGUGGACUUCCUGAGUUAUUUGCAGUUUAUGUUCCUGCUUGUACUUAUGAAGGGGAUAAUAUUGUGCUACUUUUACAGGUUGCAAGGUUUCUUAUGAAGACUGUAUCUCAGCUGGGGUCUGAUAAAAAACCUGUUGGAACCACAGCUUAUUUUCUGCGAGUGGAACAUUUGAUGCAGUGUAGUUCAAUUGCUCAAAAAGCUGAGGAUUGGUUAAAGCCUAGUGUAAUACUGGAGGCAUUUGAAGCAAGGGCUGUUAGGAUGUCUGUUGCUUGUGCUCAAAGACUUAGCAAGUUUGCAAAUCCAGAAGAGGGCUUUUUGGAACUCUCUGCUGAUCUAGUUGAGGCAGCAGUUGCACAUUGCCAAUUAAUUGUUGUUUCCAAGUUCAUUGAGAAAUUGCAGCAAAACAUUCCUGGAAAGGGCGUGAAAAAACAGUUGGAGAUCCUCUGUAACAUAUAUGCUUUGUUUCUUCUUCAUAAACAUCUUGGUGAUUUCCUUUCCACCGGUGUUAUCUCAUCCAAGCAAGCUUCAAUUGCAAACGAUCAACUUCGUUCUCUUUAUUCCCAGGUUCGUCCCAAUGCCAUUGCACUUGUGGAUGCAUUUAAUUAUACUGACCACUUUCUUGGCUCGGUUCUUGGCCGCUAUGAUGGUAAUGUUUAUCCGAAACUCUAUGAAGAGGCAUGGAAGGAUCCUCUGAACGAUUCAGUUGUGCCUGAUGGCUUCCAUGAAUACAUCAGGCCUAUGUUGAAGCAGCAACUUCGUAAUGCAAGACUUUGAAGAAUAUACCAAAUAUGCGAAUAGUAACUAAUAUGCUAUUUAUUUUCAAUAUUAUGUUUUGAUUUGCUUGUUUGCUAAUAAAGCUUCUAGGAAUUUGAGCAGCUACUUGUACAAGAUUUGUAACAUUUUGUAUGUAGUUGAACAAAGUUAUUUAGUUACGGCGAACAUGUUCGGGGGUACAAAAUACUUGUUAUUUGACUGAUUGUUUGUUCCUCCUUGACUUGUUCAUAAUUAUAAUAAGGCAUAAUUUCGGAAAAUUUCUUUAUAA
Molecule: messenger RNA, 2521 nt
Organism: Ziziphus jujuba (common jujube)
Lineage: Eukaryota; Viridiplantae; Streptophyta; Magnoliopsida; Rosales; Rhamnaceae
Product: peroxisomal acyl-coenzyme A oxidase 1
Exons: 14
Coding region: 259-2253 (664 amino acids)
Biological process (GO): long-chain fatty acid metabolic process; fatty acid beta-oxidation using acyl-CoA oxidase; lipid homeostasis
Cellular component (GO): peroxisome
Molecular function (GO): acyl-CoA oxidase activity; fatty acid binding; FAD binding
Source: RefSeq, a predicted model, not a curated record